Messenger RNA from Rhagoletis zephyria (snowberry fruit fly), 1216 nucleotides. RefSeq names its product beta-1,3-galactosyltransferase brn-like. Gene Ontology annotation, molecular function: UDP-glycosyltransferase activity; hexosyltransferase activity. Gene Ontology annotation, cellular component: Golgi membrane. Gene Ontology annotation, biological process: protein O-linked glycosylation. Lineage: Eukaryota; Metazoa; Arthropoda; Insecta; Diptera; Tephritidae. The record is from RefSeq and is a predicted model, not a curated record.
ACGAAUUGAUGCAUGCUGCUCAUACCUAUUUUAAUUUUUUUAUUUUUUGGAAAAUGGGAUAUUUCGUCAAACAUGCCAGGAGUUUUGCAGUUAUUGGAAUAACUCUGUACUUAUUGGAUUAUGUUGGGGUAUUGAAGCAUUGUAAUGAGUUGGCUUAUGGAAGCAACUUUAACUAUCCGGCUGGUUCCCCCAAUGACUAUAAUUAUAUGUUUCUCAACAACGCUUCAGGGAAAUGCCCAUCGUCACCUAGAUUAAUACUAAUAGUAAAAUCUGCUGUCGGAAACGUUGAUCGUCGCAACAGUAUUCGCCGUACUUGGGGUUUAGAACAUCGUUUCUCUGAUGUAGAAAUAAGACGUGUAUUUCUGCUUGGCGUUAGUCGAGAUUUGAAUAUGAAUCGUAUGGUGGAAAGUGAGUCAACAAAACAAAAAGACAUUGUGCAGAUAGAUUUUUUAGAUUCUUAUUUUAACAAUACUAUCAAAACAAUGAUGGGGAUGCGAUGGGCCCUUACCUAUUGUGGUAAAAGUGACUACUUCUUUUUUGUGGACGACGAUUAUUAUGUAUCGGCAAAAAAUUUGUUGAAAUUUGUUGCCGAUCCCGACUCGUAUCCAAAACCUACUCGAAAUUUUAUUGCUAGCAGUUUUAUAUUUGCUGGCUUUGUAAUGCAAACACCACCUCACAGACAUAAAUUCAGCAAGUGGUAUGUACCUCUCAGUGAAUAUCCUUUUGAUUUAUGGCCACCGUAUAUUACGGCAGGAGCGUUCGUUCUUAAUCGAAAUGCGUUGUCUAAGCUAUUUAACACAGCAAUAUAUUUGAAAGGAUUUAGGUUUGAUGACAUUUUCCUAGGAAUAGCAGCGCUGAAAGCUAAUCUGACUCUUACGCAUUGCGAUUUUUUUCACUUCAAUAAACCGAAAUAUAAAAGUCUUUCAAAUUUCCAAUAUACCAUCGCAUCACAUGGUUUUGAUAAUAAUAUAGAAUUGGAAACGAUUUGGAAUGAAUGCCGUUCUUCCGGUUUUGCAUAAGUGAAUAAAAACAUUGCGUUUAUUUCUAUAAUUGCUUAAAUUGGUCAGUUUAAUAAUUUAUAUUGGAAUUCGUUGAAAAUUUUUCUAUAUACAUAUGUAUGCAUGUGUGCAUAUAUGGACUAGCUUAGUAUUAAGUUGAAAAUCAUUAUUGAUAUGAAUAAACAAUUUGUAUUGAAAAAUAGCCUUUCAAAUUUCAA